AUGGGACUGCACACUGCUUUCAAUGAUGACCUCAAAGAGGUGGACGUGAUCAUCGCCGGAGGUGGAACCUCCGGCUGCGUAAUUGCCGGGCGGCUGGCCGAGGCGGAUCCUGGGCUCUCUAUUCUGCUUAUCGAGGGUGGGAAAAACAACGAGAUGCCUACCGUCUCGGUCCCUGCCCUCUUCCUCUCGCACAUGCUGCCGGACAGCAAGACCAACAUCUUCUACAAGGCCAGAAAGUCGAAACAAGUGGCCGACCGUGAGCUUGACGUCCUAGCAGGAGGCGUGCUCGGCGGUGGAUCAUCGACCAACUACAUGAUGUAUAGUCGAGCCCAGCGCUCCGACCUGGACUCGUGGAACACCCCUGGCUGGUCGGCUGACGACCUGAUACCAUACAUGCAAAAGCUCGAGACCUACCAUGGCCAUGGGCCGAAGGAAGUUCACGGGUACGAUGGGCCUAUACACAUCUCCAAAGGUACACACUAUGCCACUCGUUUUCAAAACGACUUCAUAGCGGCUGCAAAUAAGCGCGGACUCCCGGAAGUUGAGGACCUCCAGCGCAUGGACAUGAACGACUGUGUGACAAGGGCGCUGCGAUAUAUAUCUCCCGAUGGCGUUCGCUCGGAUGCAGCAUCGGCAUAUGUUCAUCCAAAGCUCAAGGCCGGAACGCAUCCGAAACUACACGUCCUCCUAGAGUCUCAGGUCAUCCAGGUGCUUUUCGACCAAGACAAGAGAGCGACUGGCGUUGAGCUGAGGUCGAACCCGCUCUUCCAUGAUGAGAUCACCAUCAACACGGUCAAGGCUAGGAGGCUGGUUGUCCUCACUGCCGGCGCGAUCUCGAGUCCGAGCAUCCUUGAACGGUCCGGUGUUGGUGAAGCCAAAGUCCUCCAGCGUCUCGCCAUCCCCGUUGUGGCAGAUGUUCCGGGUGUGGGCCAUGGCUACCAAGAUCACCAUUUAAUCAUGUACACAUACAAGGCUGCCUUGAAGCCAGACGAGUCUUGGGACGGAUUCAUCAGUGGACGCCUCAAUGUAGAUCAGAUGAUCAAAGACAAGCACCCUAUGCUCGGUUCGAAUGCCCAGGAUGUCGGCAUCAGAAUUCGCCCGUCAGAUCAGGAUGUAGCCACCCUUGGCCCCGCCUUCCAGAUGAUGUGGGAUGAGCAUUUCAGGGAUAUUCCCGACAGAUCCUUGGCCUGUAUGUCGGCCAUUCCAGGGCUGGCGGAUCAACGUAAGGGCUCAGAUGGCCAGUACAUGUCUUUAUCGUGCUUCACCGUCCAUCCCAUGUCUCGAGGUUAUGUGCACAUCACGGGGCCAGGGAUAGAUGACCCGAUAGACUUUGACACUGGCUAUUUUGCCGGCGCAGGCAAUCUUGACCUCAAGAAGCAGGUUUGGCUGUACAAAAAGCAACGCGAAAUCUUUCGACGCAUGCAGCUGUUCCGAGGAGAGUUGGCCUCCACUCAUCCGCCCUUUCCGCCCGGGUCCAAAUCGGCUUGCAAGGACUAUACCGGGCCGCUUCCAGAAGACGUGGAAGAUAUUGAGUAUUCAGCGGAGGAUGACAUGAUCAUUGAGCAAUUCGUCCGUGAAAACGUUGGGACGACCUGGCACUCUCUCGGGACCUGCAAAAUGGCACCGCGUGAAGACAUGGGAGCCAUUAAUGCGAGUCUAAGCGUGCAUGGUGUGAGGGGUCUCAAGGUGGCAGAUCUGAGCAUAGCACCGGGCAAUGUUGGAGCCAACACGAACAACCUCGCCUUGACGGUGGGCGAGAAGGCGGCCGAUAUCUUUAUCAAAGAACUCGGGCUCAAGAGGUAA
This is a messenger RNA of Thyridium curvatum, 1803 nucleotides long. RefSeq lists its product as uncharacterized. Bases 1 to 1803 code for a protein of 600 amino acids. The record is from RefSeq and is a predicted model, not a curated record. The transcript is spliced from 4 exons. Gene Ontology annotation, molecular function: flavin adenine dinucleotide binding; oxidoreductase activity, acting on CH-OH group of donors. NCBI's taxonomy places the organism in Eukaryota, Fungi, Ascomycota, Sordariomycetes, Thyridiales, Thyridiaceae.